AUGUCACCUAACCCUUUCUUUGGAGGACAAGGCGGACGCACAGAGCUUGAAUGUAUACCUUUGGUCCAUCUCAACACCUUGGAAAAGCCAAGUCCCCUUAGAAUAAUCAAGAAGAAAUCCAGAUUAGACAGCCGACCUUCUCACCAAGAUAGACGGGGGGUUGUCAGUUCAGGAAUGACGAAAGCUAGAGCGCCUUCAGUCUCAGAUUGCUUGACGCCCACGAAACAUAUUCCAUCCAACUUACAACCUUGGUUACAAAGUAUUCGAAGCGCUGAAAUUCCACAAUUUCAAUACACCAAUCGAAACAUCGUAGCUCGAGCCAAUUACCAAGAUGCGCAAAAUCACGCCACAAUUGAAACACGUCAUUCGUCCUCUCAAUCGAGCAAUUCCUACGAAGGCGCCUCGUUUCCAAACUCAUCGGGCUUCAGCAACAAUCGGACACGAGACACUUCGUUAGAAUUUGAACAAUCCAGGCUUAUUGGAUCUGAUGGUUUAAUGCGGCAGACAUCGUUAGGCGACGAUCAGGAUAUGGGCUUUCAGGGCAUCUUACCACAGGUACUCGCGCCGCAUGUUGAUAUUACCACAAAUACUGGUGGCUUACUUUAUGAUGGUUCUGAGUACAUCUGGGCCGCAGUAGAGAUAUCUGGCAAAUUGUCUCAUACGUACUCGGCAGAUGCCGUACCGAACACUACCACCAGCUUUGAUAACGCAACCAGCGACGCUAUUGACGACCAGCUAGAUUGCUUCUUUAAGCAUGGCCGCUUGUACGAUCUCUCAGUAGAAAUACUCUCGUCUUCGGAUACAGAGAUUUCCCAAGUUCUACACCAUCAUAAGUUUCCAACUGCUAUUUACUCCGGCUCAACUAUACUGUUACUGGUAAAAGUUCGCUUUUGUCAGCAAUGGUACACUUCUUAUCCAAUUACAGGACACGACAAGCCAAGGUCUGACCAGCUGAUUGAAGACCUAGAGUCACAACUAGGCAAUACCUCAGUACCGUAUAUGCAGAUUAGAAUAACAUAUUCUCAUUCUGCAUUUGCGGAAUACUCUGAAACACUAUGCCCCAAUGGUGUCUCCUACCUGUCUAGCCGCUUGGAAACAACCGCAACGGCGUCGCUGAAACGACAUAACCGGCAAUCAAACUGGUGCUCACCACCUCUAGCAAAUACAGAUGCAUUAUUUGAAGUGAUGAAGCGCCAUUGGGAUAUUGAAAGAGCCAGUCGUAUCUUUGAACAAAUACAAUCACAGAAGGGUGUAAACCCAUCACUGACACCACGGCAUACGAGCAGCUGUAGAGUAGAUGGGACAUCAUUGUCGCCUUCAAAUUUCCCAUCACAACUCUCUCCACCCCGGCUUAGUCUAAAAGAGACAAUACAACUUUCCAAGAAACGAGUCAGUGGGAAGAGUCGCCGAACAGUUUCUCAAGCACCACAGCGAACGGAGCCAGAAGAUCACAAGGUUACUAAACGACGCUCGCUCGGCAACGAGUUCUUGCGGGGGUUAAUGCCAGCAUUUGGUGGACUAUCGGUGGAAUAUGACGAAAGAUGCCUUACAAAUGAGCUAUCUGGCACACCAAUCUUUGCGCAGAGCAGAAAAGAUGCUUGGGUAUGGGACUGGGGCUCGUGGUUUUAA
[Torrubiella] hemipterigena is the source of this 1629-nucleotide messenger RNA. The record is from the annotation of a GenBank genome assembly. NCBI's taxonomy places the organism in Eukaryota, Fungi, Ascomycota, Sordariomycetes, Hypocreales, Clavicipitaceae.